Messenger RNA from Theobroma cacao (cacao), 1335 nucleotides. It is a transcript of the gene COR27, whose product is annotated as cold regulated protein 27. The record is from RefSeq and is a predicted model, not a curated record. NCBI's taxonomy places the organism in Eukaryota, Viridiplantae, Streptophyta, Magnoliopsida, Malvales, Malvaceae. Gene Ontology annotation, biological process: regulation of circadian rhythm; response to cold.
CCCUCAAACACAACCUCCUCGUUACAUCUCACCUGCCGUCGCCUCGCCUUCUCCUCUCUCUCUCUCUCUCUCUCUCUCUCGUUCCUUCAUAAAUUUCUUUUUUUUUUUAAUCUUCUAAUCUUUUAAAUUCAGGGCGUAUUUUGUUUUGUUGGUUUGCAUGGAGGGUUUCAGAAGAAUUGAGUCUCGGACGACUUCAGAGGCUUCCGCCUCUGAGUUGACUCGUGGGAGGUCACCCGAGUUUGCUCACCAAGAACAAAGUCCAAGCUUGGAUUCUCUGGUGACAGAAUCUACCUCUACAGAAUGGACAGAUGAAAAGCAUAGUUUAUACCUCAAAUCCAUGGAAGCAUCAUUUGUUAACCAGUUAUAUGAUUCUAUGAAUUUUCUUGGCUGGAACUCACAAAAGGAGAAGUUGUCAGGAUCAAAAUCAUCCAGGCAGAGACACUGUAAUAUUUGUACCUCUUCUGGCCAGUUUAAGGUUCUUCGAGGUGGUAGCUGGAAAAAGAUCAAUUUUGAAAGACCUGGAUUUCAACUAAAUAAAACAGAUGGCUCUCAUUGUUUUGUGGCAAGUCCAUGGGUCCAGCACUUCAGAUCUGGAUCUAUGUCUCGUGUUCCAGCCUCCCGUAGUGUACAAGGUAGUGCUUCAUCCAAAGCAGAGGUGUCAGAUCAGAACUUUGAAGAUGAAGAACUAGGUGAAAAGGCAUGCAGUGACUGCAGCUCCAAGAAGCUGAAAACUCUGGUAAACGAUUCAUGCAAUGAUCAGGUUGUUCCAUAAGCCAAAGCCUCCCUAGCAGAAGUAGCUGAAAGUGUAUCCCUGCAGCUUCAUAAAGGGCUUCCACCAGUGAUUCAUUUGGGCAAAAGGCAAAUGGCUUGAUUAAUUAUACAUCCUGAUACAGUGAGAGCAACCGAAGGAAACUCCAUACAUAUUAAUUUUGGUGACUUCUGUAACCUAAAUUUCGAUUCCUUAAUAUAUUUGUUAUCCGAAUGUCUAUAUGUAUGUGACACCGACAGAGGCACAGAGAUUGGGACUAGUAGUUCGUGUAGGACCAUUUCCUCUUUCUUGUAAAUACAGCAAGUGUGGCAUUAGUGGUAGAAGGAUGAGUUUUUGGGUCAAGAACAUCCCAUGUUGGUCUACUGAUGUUCUUUCUAUCUGUAUAUAUUAUUCUCAGUAUCAUGCAAUUUUGAAUCUUGUAUGUGAUAUAUAUACAUAUAUGAUAUAUAUCAAAGGUUUGUAUGCAAUGCAUGGAUGGUCUGACACAAAAAGGGUCGCCAUUUCUGUUGAUGUUGCAGUAAAAGAAUGUUUUCAAGUGAAUGAAACCAUAUUCUAAUCUUUGCUUA